This is a messenger RNA of Mauremys mutica (yellowpond turtle), 4290 nucleotides long. RefSeq names its product SRY-box transcription factor 12 (gene SOX12). The record is from RefSeq and is a predicted model, not a curated record. Gene Ontology annotation, molecular function: DNA-binding transcription factor activity, RNA polymerase II-specific; RNA polymerase II cis-regulatory region sequence-specific DNA binding. Lineage: Eukaryota; Metazoa; Chordata; Testudines; Geoemydidae. Gene Ontology annotation, biological process: cell differentiation; anatomical structure morphogenesis; regulation of DNA-templated transcription. The transcript has a single exon. The coding region runs from base 306 to 1307 and encodes 333 amino acids.
CAGUCCAUUGAUUCAGGAGCCAGCCUGCCUUUUGCAAAGGCCGCUUCCCGGCCGGCCGGCCGGCGGAGUGAAACAUCUCAGGGAGGCAGGGCAGUUUUUUGUAAAGGUGCCAAGCCGCUUCCAUCAAUUUCCUCGCCUGCUGCUUUGACGGACUGAGUUAAAAGGGGGCGGACGGGCUGAAGAACCUUCCCCAGCCCUAAGCAAGCAGAAAAUUCUUCCUCCUCUCUUCUUCCGGACAAUGAAAAUAACCCUGACUGGCGUUUAGCAUCUGGGAGCAAUUCUUCAGCAGCAACAGCAGCAGCAGCAUGGUCCAGCAGAGGAACAUGAGGAGCCGUGCGAUCGAGUCCAAGAGGGAGGUGUGUCCCCAGCUAGCCACCAAAGACUCCCUGCUCCUGAAGGAAGCCGGCACCAAGGGCGAGCCUGCCUGGUGCAAGACGCCGAGUGGCCACAUCAAACGGCCCAUGAAUGCCUUCAUGGUGUGGUCGCAGAAUGAGAGGCGGAAGAUCAUGGACCAGUGGCCGGACAUGCAUAAUGCCGAGAUCUCCAAGCGCCUGGGCAGGAGGUGGCAGCUCCUACAGGACUCGGAGAAGAUCCCCUUCGUCAAGGAGGCGGAGCGCCUGCGGCUCAAGCACAUGGCUGACUACCCAGACUAUAAGUACCGGCCCAGGAAAAAGGGCAAAAUUGGGGCCAGCAAGUCCCGGCCAAGGCUCCCUGUGAAGAUAAAACCAUCUGUCCUCAGCCGGGUCACCUCCAGCAGAAGGCAGCCUUCCAAGCAUGACUCCAGCUGCCAGAUGGGAGAGUCCACACUCAAGAUGGAAGAGGACCUCCUAGAGGUGCGGCUGUCGGAGACGCCCUCUGAGGACUGCCCGAAGGCACCUGGCAAGGAGUUCUGGCACAUGGUCCCUGCCGCGCGGGCGGCUGGGGAGAAAAGGAGCAAGAGGGAUGACUCCGUUGAGUCCCACCAGCCGAAGGACCCAGAACCCACCGCGCAGCCCUUCCUGGAGCAGGUGAGCUCCCCAGAGAGCGGGUCCCCCUCCCCGAUGUCAACCGCAUCCCCGCCCUCCUCCUUCUCCUCCUCUGAUGAAGAGCUGGAGGAAGAGCUCUUGGGUGUCCUGCCCGGGAAGGCCCAGCCGAGCGCAGCCUGCGGAGCCCUGGACUGGUCAGUCUUCGACAAAGACCUCGACCUUUUCCCCUUGGGAGUCACCUCUCACUUUGAGUUCCCAGACUAUUGCACUCCGGAGGUGACGGAGAUGAUUGCUGGGGACUGGCUGAUGUCCAGCAUCUCGGACUUGGUCUUUACGUACUGAGUCCCGCAUUCGGCAGGUAACUCUUUUCCACAAUCAGGUUGUAUCAAAAAACAGGAAGAAAAACCAGCUGUUUACAUGCAGGAAUCAGGUAUUUUGCCUUGAACACAUUCAAAGGCAGACACUCCCGAUCACCCCAUCCCCCGCUGCACACACCCACUUCUCCCAGCUCUAGCACAGUCGCCCUGCUCCAGUCCAGAGCCACGGGGGCUGCAGCUCGGUGGCUGGGCUGGGCCAUCACCUUUCAUUCCCGAAGCCUUGGGGAGGACGGGGCUUGACACGGCCUUUAUUUUGCCAUGAAAUGUGACUGUCUAAUCAGGUUUUCAUUGUGAACCUCUCUUCUCCCGUCUCCCCUUCCCCCACCCCUGCUUCCAGCUGCUGCUCAGCUCUGCCGCCAUCCAUCCCUCCACUGCUGAGAGACACUCCCCCCACUCCAUCUCGCUUCUACCCCAGAUUUUUCCCUCCUGCCCUCUCUUGCUAGCAGAGGCCACCUGCCCCCUCCCAAUGCAUUUUCAUGCCCCUUUCCUCCUUCCCCGCUCCUUCGCAUGGCUGGGAAUCACCGGUUUCCUUUGCUUUUAUUUCAGUGCAUUGUCAAACCUGCCUUCGUUUUUCUCCUCUUCCUUCGAACAGCCCUUGGGAAGAGAGCCCAGCCGGGUCCGCCCAUCCCCGGGUUUAUAGGGAUGCCAGGGACCAUGUACAGCUCACGCUCUCCCACCCUUCCAAUACCCAGUUUUAUUGGGGCUCCGGCGGGACAAGCCUCCGUCCCUGCCUAGUUGCAACGGCGCACGCACGCUCCCCGCAACUCACUUUGGGAAAGAGCGAAGUUGCACGCACGUGAUUUGCACGUGGAUCCGAGAGGCUGUUCCUCUCUCCAGACGCUCGUGCAGGCAACUACGCCGUGCGGGGAGCCCGUUCCGAGGAAGGACCCUGCUCCCUGUUAAUACGAGAGGUGAGCCAAAGGCAGGGAAAGUGGGCACAUGUUGCUUCCUUCUGCACCGCACCCUGAUUUUAGCACCGAGUGGCUGAGCCCUGAGCCCUGGCAUUGCUGGCGAUUCGCCCACACCAGCCCAGCGCUGCUCAAAACUCAGGCUCAAGCUCCUGUCUGGUCUCGGCCAGCGGUGCCGGUCUCACCCAUGCCCCGUUCUGAUGAUUUGCCCAGGGUGAGGCGGCUUUGCGGGCAGUGUGCUGCUCCAGGGCUUGCUGGGGAGGGGAAGCCACAGGGAAAUCUGCCUUAAGUGACCACCCAAAAGGGACCAACAACAACGGAGCCCGAUGCUUGGCUGAGCUGGGUCUGUAACUGAAGGUCGAAUAAAACGGUCCUGUAUGCUGCAUGGGGACGCUUCACAAUUCACAGUGCCUGCAUCCGUUUGGGGAGCUGGGCCUUAGGGCAGCUUUCCCUGCAGACUAGUGACCUGGGGCUUCCUGGCAGGGAAUGCCCUGGUUGAAGGGCUCUUUGGCUCGGUUUUUCCUUGCCUUUGCUAAUGUCUCCUUCCUGCAGUAAAACCGCCUCCUCCUGCUGCUGCCUGGAAACAUAUGGCUGCAAUGGCAGGCUCGGAUUUAAAGGCACAGUACAAUGCUGCAGAAGGAAGGAACCUUUCUGCCCAGGUAUGAAUGUGCUUUGUUUGGUGGCCCUAGAAAGGGCACGAGCUGCUCCCUGGCCACAACCUGAGAUUGAGGGGUGGUGCUGCAGGAAGCGGGUCCCCGAGCAAGAUGAAAUCCCAGUUGGCUGGAAAGGGUGAGGGGGCGGGGCAGGUCUGAGAUCGCACUGUCCUGUUGAUGGCUUGGGAUGUGACUUAGUCCUGAAGACACCCCACAGCUAUCCGCCUUCGGCUCGCCAGGGAACUCUUGCUUUACGCAGCUUCUGAGGUCUCCUCUGCCCUGGAUCCCACCCCCCAGUGAGGCAGCCCCUCGGACAUCUCUCAGGAAGGGGAGCACCCUGAACGUAGGCAUGCUGGGGUGCCGUGUUGCCGCAGAAAUCGGGGCAGGGCUUGUCCCCUUGUUUCUCAGCAGCUCUGCCUCACCUGUCCUGGGCUCCUAGGGCUGUUUCUCAGGUGGCCGCUUGACUCUAGGUGAGAAUUCCCCAGUUCCCACAGCUGGAAGGAUUUCCAUUCAGACUCGGCCAAAGCUCAGAGUCUGGAAUUGUUCGGGUAUGAAUGGGAUCUCCUUCACUAGGAAACUGUCUAGCCGUAUGAAACAACAUGAUUCAAAAAGUCCAGGCUCUUAACGCCGGCAUGAUCUUCAGAGAUGCCAAGCACCUACCACCUCCGCUGGGAGCUAUGGGUGAGUGGUGCCUCUGAAAAUCAGGUCCUGUGCAGGGCCUCAUGUAGAUCACUGUUGGCUUUUGAGUCAAACCGCGAUCCCAAACCGCGAUCUAAGUGGCUUUAGUUUAAAUGGCCCAGAUGUUAGACUUUGAACGGGGACAAGUGGGCGUGUACAGGAAGUCCUUUCCCAAGGACAUUCCAACCCCCUAUUCCCCAGCUGAUCAGCUGAGCUCUCGGGAUACGUUUGAGAAAUAUUAUAGAUGUGUGUGUGUGUAGAUAUGGAUUCAAAUUUAUAAACUAGGUUUAAAGAGCACUGAGACCAUAAUGCAAAUAUGCAAAAAGCAAGGGAUCCUUCCUGAGCAAAACAAAUGUUUCCCACAUCAGCCUCACCUUUCCUUCUCCGGCACCAAGGCGUGCAAGCCGUUAAAAUACAAUGCCGUGAACAGACCUUAGCAAACCAAAUAAACCCAUGGAAAUCCACACGAAUUACAGAUGGUCCCCGAGAUCCCCUGCUCAAGGCAGCCCAUUCACCUGCAGUGGCAUGUGGACACUACAGCCCAUCUGCGUCACUCAGCCUCUAAUGCAGAGCUCUUCCCCCGCAGCUUCCUUCCCCCCAGGCAGAGGCCAGACAGGCCCAUUGUAAUGAAAACCCCACCCCCCUUCCCUUCCCAGCAGGGCCCCUAUGCAGAGGAGGGCCAGCCUUUAAAGGACCUGGGGAGACUGGC